Messenger RNA from Diospyros lotus (date-plum), 870 nucleotides. RefSeq lists its product as uncharacterized. The transcript has 8 exons. The record is from RefSeq and is a predicted model, not a curated record. Bases 136 to 870 code for a protein of 244 amino acids. Lineage: Eukaryota; Viridiplantae; Streptophyta; Magnoliopsida; Ericales; Ebenaceae.
UCCGCCAACUUUGGAGCUUUUCGUUUGUUCGGACAUGGAGCCCCAAGCUGUACUUCCAUCUAUAAAAGUCGUUGCUCGGUGGACUUCCCGCUCGUCAUCGCCGUCGUCUUGGAGAGCUAGGGAGUUACGGAAGAGAUGUCGACGGCAUUGCAGGCGCAUAUGGAGAAGAUGAAGGUUCGCCAGAAUUACCGGAAUCUAUGGCACUCUGAUCUUAUCAGCACAAUUCGAGCCGACACUCCUUAUUGCUGCUUUGCGAUUUGGUGUGGUCCAUGUGCAUCAUACCUCCUGCGUAAGCGAGCUCUUUACAAUGAUAUGUCAAGGUACACGUGCUGUGCUGGUUAUAUGCCCUGCAGCGGUCGGUGUGGAGAAAGUAGGUGCCCAGAACUUUGCCUUUUGACUGAGGUUUUCUGUUGCUUUGGAAAUUCGGUAGCAUCAACCAGGUUUCUAUUGCAGGAUGAGUUCAACAUACAGACGACACAAUGUGAUAAUUGCAUAAUUGCGUUCAUGUUCGUCCUUCAACAAGUUGCAUGCAUAUUUUCUAUUGUUGCAAUGAUUGUUGGGAGUAGUGAAAUUCAAGAGGCUUCUCGGCUGCUAUCUUGUUUUGCUGAUAUGGUUUAUUGCUCGGUUUGUGCAUGCAUGCAGACACAACACAAGAUUGAAAUGGACAAACGAGAUGGCAUGUUUGAGCCAACAGCGAUGGCGGCGCCCCCUGUCCAGCAGAUGUCCCGUCUCGAUCAGCCAUAUCCUCCCUUUGUGGGAUACCCGCCUCAACCGGCAUACGGGCAGGCCUACGGUCAUCCACAUCUGGCUCACGACUACCCAGCUGCUGCAGCUCAUCCUCAACCUGGUUACUCCUCUUCUGGUUAUUAA